This is a messenger RNA of Besnoitia besnoiti, 2823 nucleotides long. Its product is annotated as putative Chromosome-associated kinesin KLP1. The transcript has 9 exons. Gene Ontology annotation, molecular function: microtubule motor activity; ATP hydrolysis activity; microtubule binding. Gene Ontology annotation, biological process: cytoskeleton-dependent intracellular transport; microtubule-based movement. The coding region runs from base 1 to 2823 and encodes 940 amino acids. Gene Ontology annotation, cellular component: kinesin complex; microtubule. The record is from RefSeq and is a predicted model, not a curated record. Lineage: Eukaryota; Apicomplexa; Conoidasida; Eucoccidiorida; Sarcocystidae.
AUGAGCUGCAGUGUGCAGGUGGGCGUUCGGGUGCGCCCGUUCAACGCCCGCGAACAGAAUUUGAACGCGCUCUGUUGUGUGAGCAUGAACGGCCGGCAGACUGUGAUUACGGAUUUGUCGAAGAAAACCGAUAACGAGAGGAAGUUUACGUUUGAUUACUCGUAUUGGUCGCACGACGGCUUCGUGGAAAAGCCUUCGGGGUACCUGGCUCCUGCCGCGGGCAGUCGCUAUGCAGACCAAAGUCGCGUUUUCCGCGACAUAGGCCAAGGCGUGCUUGACAGUGCGUGGGAGGGAUACCACGCCUGCCUGUUCGCCUACGGGCAGACUGGGAGUGGCAAGAGCUACUCGAUGGUCGGAUACGGCGACAACAAAGGCAUUAUUCCCAUUGCUUGCGAAGAAAUCUUCAAACGAAUCGCACAAAACACCGACCCCACCAAAUCCUUCGAGGUCUCCUGCAGCAUGCUUGAAGUGUACAACGAGCACGUGCAGGAUCUCCUCGUGAAACCCAACAUGCGACCCAAAGCAGGACUCGAGAUCAGAGAAUCGAAAGUAUUGGGAAUCUACGUUGAGGGGCUGUCGAAGCGAGCCGUCAAUUCGUACGCUGGCAUCACCAAAGUCAUCGACGAAGGAACCGCCAACCGAUCAAUUGGGGCGACGCUGAUGAACGCGACAAGCAGCCGGGCACACACAGUAGUGGGAAUAGAGCUGCAGCAGAUUACGACGAUGAACGGGAAGCAGGGUCGGCGGAGUUCGGUGAUUCAUUUGGUGGACUUGGCGGGUUCUGAGAAGAACGACCAGACGCACGCGACGGGCGACCGCCUGAAGGAGGGCUGCGCUAUCAACAAGUCGCUCUCAGCGCUGGGCAACGUGAUCUCGGCGCUCGCCGACAACGCCGAAGGCCGCGGCAAGAGUCGCGUGGUGCCCUACCGCGACUCGAAACUCACGCGCCUCCUCCAGAACGCGCUGGGUGGUUCAUGUAAGACCGUUAUGCUCUGCGCGCUCUCGCCGGCUUCGAGCAACUACGAAGAGACGCUCAGCACGCUCCGAUACGCCGACCGCGUCAAACAAGUGAAGAAUUUCGCCGUCGUCAACGAAGACCCGAUGCUACGCCUCAUUCGCGAACUGCGCGAGGAAAACGAAAAACUCAAGGCGCUCCUCGAAGGAAAAAAUGGAGCCGACCGAGGUCUGUCUGACGGCGAGAGGCAGGCCCUGGAGGCGAAACACCAGGAGGAAAUCAAGGCGAUGGAGAACGCGCUCCACGACAUGGAAAAGUCCUUCCAAGAGAAACUCGAGGAGUCUCAGAAGCAAGCGGCAGCGCAGUCAAGCCAAGGCGCGGUUGAUCAGGCUGCGCCGCAUUUGACGGUUCUGAACGAGGACGUGCUGCUCAGCGGCCAGCUGAAUUUUGCGCUGCGGAAGGCCCCGGAGGUGCUUUGGAUUGGCAAGCAGAAAGGCGAGUGGAAGCCCGACGUGUGUCUUUCAGGGUUGGGCAUCUUUCCGCGCCACUGCAGCGUGGCGCUCGCGGCCUCGGGGCAGACGGCCACGCUGGAGGUGGCUGAGGGCGCCGACUUCACUUUCGUGAACGGCGAGAAGGUCUCGCAGAAGACGCGAACGCUCAAGGCGGGCGACCGCCUGGUCCUGGGUCAGGCCUACGCUUUCCUCGUCAUCUUUCCGCACCAGCACGCGCGGCAAGAGCUGCUCACGCAGCACAGCUACGAGAGCGUGCUCGAGGAAGUCUGUGUGACCCAGGGCGAGGUGGUGCGGCGCGCCGCGCCCAGCGAAGCCGAGCUGAAGGAGGAGAAGGCGAAGGCCGAGGCCUACCGCCGGCAGGUCGAGGCGAUGCAGCAGGCGCAGCGAGACUUUGAGGAGAAGAUGCGCCGAGCCGCGCAGCAGGCCAGCGACGAGGAGCGGAGGAAGCUUGAGGAGGAAUUCCGGAAGAAACAGGAAGCUCUCGAGCGCGAAAAAAAAGAACUCCAGCGCACGGAGCUCCGCCGGCACGCGGCGGAAACCGACCGGAGACUGGUCGAGGAGAAACUGGUCGCCAUCCUUCCGCUGGUAAAGGAAGCUAACAUGAUCGCGACAGAACUCAAACACCCCUGCCGGCUCGCGCCCUCGUACGAUAUCUCCUUCUCCUCGACUGGAGAAAGAAAAACGAAAGUGAUCGUCGUCGUCAAACGCGACGGACAAACCGUCUACGAAUGGACGCCAGCGACACUCGAAAACCGACUCUUCCUCAUGCGAGAGCUCCUCGACGCGUACACCGAGGACAAAGACAACGCGGGAUUCCUAGAACGUCUGACGCGUGAACAAGAUCCUUUCUGGGACCCGAUUGAAAAGGAAAAGUGCAUCGGAAAGGCCGUGCUGUUCCUUCAGUCGCUGACAGCGCAGCUGGAGUCCGAGUCCAACGCGAAAAUUUUCGACAGAGAGGGGAGAGAAGCUGGCCGGCUCAAAGUUGCCGUGUUCCCUGUCACGAAGGAGGGCCGCGAACUUCCGGAUGAAGAAAUCAAGGAGACGCCUGAGGAGCUCCUCGGCACAACCAUGUACUACGAAGUGCGGAUUCUCAGCGCGUCUGGCCUGCCGAAGGCUCUCGCCAACAACACGUUUGUGCGUUUCAUGCCAUAUUCCUCUACGCGGUACGUUGAGACGCCGCGUGCGAACGGCGCGACGCAGAACCCCGUUUUCAACUUUAGAAAGAUCCUCGAGCAACCUAAGGUCACCCCGGCCUUCAUGGAGUACCUCGAGAACGAAGUGCUCACUUUCGAGAUCUUCGGCGAGGACUCAAGAGCCACGAAGGAGAACCUCAGCGCCCGCGCCCCUCCGGCGUGA